Pimephales promelas (fathead minnow) is the source of this 1927-nucleotide messenger RNA. RefSeq names its product four-jointed box kinase 1 (gene fjx1). Gene Ontology annotation, biological process: cell-cell signaling. NCBI's taxonomy places the organism in Eukaryota, Metazoa, Chordata, Actinopteri, Cypriniformes, Leuciscidae. The record is from RefSeq and is a predicted model, not a curated record.
UCAAGGUAAAGCGAAAUAAAAUGCGUUUUGAAAUCAUGAAAGCCGGCAAGGUGAAAUUAUGCGCGUCACUUUGUAUGUGGCUUGGAAUAGUUACCUGGAUAGGAAAUGUUAAGUUGUAUUUUUGGUCGGUUUUUGUCCAACAACCCACUGAGCGAGGCUCUGGCGUCGUGCUCUCGUUUACAAACGAGCAGGUAAAUGUCUCUGAAAGACACGCGCCAUGGAACGCAGGGUUGCAAGACGGCAAAAGUUUUCGUACGCGCUCCCCUUUGGAUAACGUGAUCGAGCACCGGGUCUUCUGGAGCGCGUGGCUGGAAGGUCUCUCCACUCGUGUUUUUGACGUGGAGCACGAGAGGAAGUGGAGAGAUCAUGUUCGGUACGCUCGGGUGGUUGUGCUGGAAGCGGGCUGCGGCAGACCAACAAACCGCCUCGCGACCUUCGCCGACGGCACGAGAGCAUGCGUGCGAUACGGCAUCGACGCAGAUCAAGUGCUGGGCGAAACCCUCUCUUAUUAUCUGGCUGAACUGCUUGGGAUUUCCAACCUUCCACCCUUGGCGCUUUCCAAACUGAACCUGUCGAGUGAGCAGUGGGCAAGUGUGCGAGAAAAUAUCGAGGCGUUAGAAUGGUCGCCAAAUGCCAUUGUGUCUCUCACGGAGUUCAUCCCAAAUGUCACUGGAGUGUUUAUUCCAUUACAUUUACGAAAACAGCAAGACAGUCUUCAACUCUCUGCCGAGACUAUAUCGAACAUGACUCUAACAUAUCUCGUUGAAUUAACGCAGUGGAGUGAUCUAAUCUUAUUUGAUUAUUUAACAGCCAACUUUGAUCGAAUUGUCAGUCACAUUUUCAGUCUCCAAUGGGACGCGCGCGUAAUGGAGAGGACAACUAAUAACCUUCUCAAAACAGUCAGUGGACAUUUGCUUUUUAUUGAUAACGAGGCAGGGCUUAUUCACGGAUACAGGGUGCUUGACCUAUGGGAACGAUAUCACACACUACUGCUAAGUUCGUCGUGUAUAUUUCGGAGAAGUACAGUCCGGCGAAUAUCUGAGAUGAAGCGCUCUGGAAACAGCGCAAAGCUGCUGUGUGAACUGUACCGCGCGAGGGAACCGUUGGCGCGCGAGCUGGGCUCUCUGUCCGAAGAGCACGCGCUUACAUUGCAGAACAGGAUUGAUGCUGUUUACAAACAUAUUAAGAAGUGCACGGAAAUCAUGUAGACAUCUGGGUGCUCAUCUCAAGUUUUUCUAUAGGUGCUACACAUUGAUCUAUUAAUAUUCGUUGCUGACUGUACUGUUAACUUCAUCAUAUGUGUCAUUCCAAUGUAGCCUACUGUUUUGUAGAUUUAAUGAAUAACGUGACAGAAUUGGACUAUAUUGUCGAGGGGCUGAUACACCUCUCCUGCUGAAAAACAAACAAACAAAGAAACAUCUUAAACCAGCUUUUUCUAGUGUGUUGGUUUUCCAGGCUGCUCUUUUUGGUUGGUUUUAGGAGGAUUUGGAGCAUUUUUCAGCUGAUAAGACCGGGAGACCAGAACACCAGUUUGGCCAGGCAAAGCUGGUUUUAGAUGUUUCUUCUUCUUCAUGAGGGUCCAUUUUGUACGAUUAAUAAUAAUAAAAAGAUUAAUCUUACUUGCAGUUAAAAAAAGUGUAUCUUCGUUUUCCUUUCAGGUUUCAGCCUGUGUGAAAUUUUAGCUGUUAGCUGCAGGGUUGGGGAAGUGUUGUAGCAUUUUUUUUCUUUUUUUUUUUUUUCUUUUUUUUUUGCACUGACUUAAAUUAGCAUGUGUCAAGGGGAAGAAACUUUCCCUAAAUUGUGUAAAUGCAUUUCUAAAGGAAUUGAAUAGACUCACACCCUGACGAAGGCUUGUAGCCGUAACGCGUAGGUGUGCACUGUCACCAGUUUUAAAAGCCAUGAUGAAUUAAAAACUUUUUCAACAUUA